AUGAAAUGUAUUAGAAUUGUCUGCAUCUGGGAGCACUAUGGAGCAGGUUUCAAGAUGGAGAAGAAAUUGUUACAUGUGUCUGCUAAUAGAAGAUGGAAUUUCCUUCAUAGAAAUGACACCAAACUUAAACUGAGCGGGACAGCAACAUGCUGGCACCAGACCUCCGAGUCUAAGGGCAGUGGAGAUGCUGGAGCACUAACUGAAACCAGGAUGAGAGCGGUGGUGACAGGAGGCGGAGGCUAUUUCGGAUUCAAGCUGGGAUGUGCUCUUGCUAGCUCAGGAGCUUCUGUUGUCCUGUAUGACACAAACAAGCCUAUUUGGGAAAUUCCCAAUGGAGUGGUGUGUAUCCAGGCAGAUGUCAGGGAUUAUGAUGCCAUUUUUGCAGCCUGUGAAGGGGCUGACUGUGUCUUUCAUGUAGCUUCCUAUGGGAUGUCAGGAAGAGAGCAACUUCACAGAAAAGAGAUCGAAACUGUAAACAUUGAUGGAACAAAAUUCAUCAUUGAUGCCUGCAAACAAAGGAACAUCCCUAGAUUGAUAUAUACAAGUACAGUAAAUGUGGUGUUUGGAGGACUUUCUAUUGAAGAUGGUGAUGAGGAAACUGUGCCAUAUUUUCCCAUAGAAAAGCAUGUUGAUCAUUAUUCCAGAACUAAAUCAAUUGCAGAACAAAUGGUACUAGCAGCUAAUGGAACUCCACUAGCAGGAGGCGGUGUAUUCUAUACGUGUGUUCUUCGCCCACCAGGGAUCUAUGGACCAGAAGAGCAAAGACACCUGCCACGGCUAGCAAAGAAUAUUGAGAGAGGGCUCCUUAGCUUCAAGUUUGGGGAUCCUUCUGCUAAGAUGAACUGGGUGCACGUGGAGAACCUUGUACAAGCCCAAGUGCUAGCGGCUGGUGCGCUCACUCCUGAAAAGAACUACAUAGCUAGUGGUCAGGUAUAUUUCAUUAAUGAUGGUGAAAAAUUCAACCUUUAUGAAUGGUUAACUCCCCUAUUUGAAAGAUUAGGUUGCAGUAAACCAUGGAUACGUAUUCCUACCUCCUUAGUUUAUGCAUCAGCACUAAUAAUGGAGUAUCUGCAUCUGAUGCUGAAACCAUUUGUUGAGUUGUCGCCUCUGCUGACCAGAAAUGAGGUGCAGAACAUUUCCACCACCCACACGUUUCGCAUCGACAAGGCACGGCACCAGCUGGGCUACAAGCCAGGGAAGUUUGCAUUUGCUGAUUCUGUGGAACACUACCUUAAAUCGAGACCAGAAGCCCCAAACCAUCACGCCUUCCUCAAAGUUUUGCUUUCUCUAAUGGUUACUUUAAGUUUGAUCUUUCUUUCUGUAAGAUUUGAGGGCCUUUCGGUUUUGCAGUUUUUCACAGAAACACACCACUGA
Molecule: messenger RNA, 1374 nt
Organism: Tinamus guttatus (white-throated tinamou)
Lineage: Eukaryota; Metazoa; Chordata; Aves; Tinamiformes; Tinamidae
Product: putative short-chain dehydrogenase/reductase family 42E member 2
Biological process (GO): steroid biosynthetic process
Molecular function (GO): oxidoreductase activity, acting on the CH-OH group of donors, NAD or NADP as acceptor
Source: RefSeq, a predicted model, not a curated record